Molecule: messenger RNA, 1137 nt
Organism: Lates calcarifer (barramundi perch)
Lineage: Eukaryota; Metazoa; Chordata; Actinopteri; Centropomidae
Gene: aqp8a.2
Product: aquaporin 8a, tandem duplicate 2
Exons: 5
Coding region: 175-957 (260 amino acids)
Biological process (GO): water transport; transmembrane transport
Cellular component (GO): plasma membrane
Molecular function (GO): water channel activity
Source: RefSeq, a predicted model, not a curated record
CAGCUCAGCUUGCCACCUGCAGAUGUUGAUUAUAAAUAACCACAACACCUCGCAGCUCCCUCGACUUAGUCUGCAGACAGAGUCAGGUCUAAGUGCAGGAGGGACACAGGUAGGCUGGCGCCAACAUCUCUGAGCUAGAUUAUCUGUGAGAAGUCCAACGAGAGCAGGACAAAAAUGGGAGUUGAGAAAAUGGAAAUGGAAGACACAGACUCGACUCUCAUGGAGAAGGGCAAGAAGCCGCCUGUGUCCAAACCUCCCAACAAAUAUGAGACGAUGAUCCAGCCCUGCCUGGCCGAGAUAGUGGGGACAAUGUUCUUUGUUUUCAUAGGCUGUGUAUCUGUCAUCGAGAACGUGCCAGCAGCCGGACGGGUGCAGCCGGCUCUGGUGCAUGGCCUGGCUGUGGCAGUGAUGGUGGCGGUCAUGGACAAAAUCAGUGGCUCCCAUUUCAACCCUCCCUUCACUAUUGCCAUCUACCUGUGUGGAGGCAUGGAGCUGAUGAUGGUGGGCCCAUAUCUUGUCAGCCAGCUGAUUGGAGGAGUGCUCGGAGCUGGAAUGGCCAAGAUGAUGACUCCUGCAGACCGCUACAUGAAUGCUACAGGAGCAGCGUUUGAUAUCCUCAAGUCAGAGAGCCAGCUGUCCGGGGCCAUCUUUGGGGAGGUGGCCAUGACCUGCCUGGUCACCAUGGUGGUGCUGCUGGUGGCAGUCAACAGCAAGACAAAAACCCCACUGGCUCCUUUCCUGGUGGGCUGCACCGUCAUCAUCAACAUCCUGGCAGGGGGUGACGUGUCAGGGACGUGUCUGAACCCUGCCCGGGCUUUCGGCCCAGCUGUGAUGGCCAACUACUGGAUCUACCACUGGGUCUACUGGGUGGGACCCAUAGGAGGAGGUCUGGUGGCCGCUGCUUUGCUCAGGCUCAUUCUCGGUGAUGAUAAGUUACGAGUGGUUAUGAAAUCAUAACAGCUUCUAUUGUGUGUUUAUUGCCCAGGCGACAAUAAGCCUGUAAACAAUAUCUGUCUCACCAGAUGCCAGCUUUGAAUAAUGUCAUGUUGUCAGUUUAUACUUUUCUCUUUUUUUGUCCAUGUCAAACCGUGUGAUCACUGUGUGGAUGUUUCGCUAUGAAAUAAAGAAUAAAACAUG